AUGACGACAUCAGCGCAGCAGCAGCCGCAGGAGCUGCUCUCCCCUCUGCAGCAGCAGCCGCGUCAGCUGCAGCAGCAAGAAUUUUCCUCUAACCGCACAGCAGCAGCAAGACAACUCCCCAGCUCCUUUGAGCUGUUCAUCAGUGCUGCUGUCAGCGGGUUAAUUACAAAGACGGUCUGCGCCCCUAUGGACCGCCUGCGGUUGCUCUACCAGGUACAAGGCAUGCUGCAGCAGCAGCAGCAGCAGCAGCAGCAACAGCAGCAACUGCAGCAACAGCAGCAGCAGCAGCAGCGGUCUCGCGCAGCUUUGGCGCAGAGCAUGAGAGAGUUUGGUGAUAAAAACAGCACAAUACAAAACAAAAUAAAAUAUACAAAGUAUAAUGGUAUUGUCUCGGGUCUCCGUCUCGUUAUAAAGGAAGAGGGCCUCGUAGGCCUCUGGCGAGGCAACGGGGUCAAUGCGUUGCGAGCAGCAGUUUGUUAUGCAAUCAAAUUCCCAGCGAACGACAUAGCUAAGCGAGCUCUCACAGCCACCAGCAGCAGCAGCAGCAGCAGCAACAGCAGCAGCAGCAGCAGCAGCAGCAGAGGCGGUGGGGGGGGAGCGGAUGUUGGCUCUUUGUUGCUUGCUGGGGCCAUUGCUGGUUCCUUACAAAAAUCUAUUUCUUAUCCCCUCGAUCUUCUCUCCGUUAGGAUUGCUGUCGGCAUCAAUGCAAACCAAAUUGGAGUACAGCAACGUGCUGCUGCUGCUGCUCCCGCUGCUGCUGCUGCUCCCGCUGCUGCUACUGCAGCUGCUGCUGAUGGUCCUGCUCGCGCUGUUGCCCCUGCUACUGCUGCAACGUCCAGCAGUACCGGCGGCAGCGGUGGAAGCUGCAGCAGUCUCUACACCAGAACUAGCAGCAGUAUAAGCGGCCACAGCAGCAGCAGCAGCAGCAGCAACAGCAGCAGCAGGAAGGGUUACAAGGGCUUGGCGGACUGCGCUUAUCGUGUGUGGCAGCUCGAGGGUCCUUCGGGUUUUUUUAAGGGUUUUUCUCUCGCUCUCUAUUCUGGCGUUCCCUAUGUGAUGCUGCAGAUGGCUUUCUUUGACUUGACGAAGAGGACGUUAGGAGAUGCAGCAGAACGCAGACGCGCUGGCGGUUCAUGGCCCCGCGUGCUUCUCACCGCAGCCGUUUCAGGUAGCGUUGCCAAUAUGGCUGCGCAGUCUGUUGUGUUUCCCUUCGAUACAAUUCGCAAGCGGCUGAUGAAUGACGGGAUAGACGGAAGGCCGAAACUGUACAGUCUUCCUGCGGGAGCAAUUCAAUUUGCUUGUUAUGAACUCAUGAAGGAGUUCUUCUUGAUGCGAUCAUCAUAA
Eimeria mitis is the source of this 1344-nucleotide messenger RNA. Its product is annotated as mitochondrial carrier domain-containing protein, putative. Gene Ontology annotation, biological process: transmembrane transport. The record is from RefSeq and is a predicted model, not a curated record. Lineage: Eukaryota; Apicomplexa; Conoidasida; Eucoccidiorida; Eimeriidae.